AGGUUUUCAACGCUGUCACUUUUAACACUUUAAACAUCCAACAUAAAGCCUCUGCUCUGAUCAGCUGCUUCACAAUGUGAGCCAGAGACUACUUUUCAGAGCAGAUAUGAGUCUCAUGAUUCUUCCAGUCUCAUGGGUGGCAGCUUAAACUCAGACCUCACUUGACUCUCUUAUUUAUUCUGAGAGCUCAGGGUUGUAUUUUGGGAGCCCUUUCUCUUCAACAGUUGGCCUCACUCAGCAGAUACUCCCAGGUUAUAAUCAGAGCCCAGAGUGGAAAGCUCAUUGUGUACAUACAAGCUCUGAACACCCAGUGAUCCCUCCGCUUACCCUCCUGUGUGUAAUCAGAAGGUCGGACUCUAAGCCCUGCCUCGUCUCUGCAGAAUGGAAAAAGGAGGGUUCACCACCACAGCUUCGAGUGCUUUCACUGCUACAUCACCACAGUCUCACUUCAGCGUCUCUCAGAGUCGCAGCAGGGGGAGGGCGCGUGUCUCUCAGAGAGGAAACAAAAGUCAGACCUCUACGCAGGAGUAUUUUUAUAUACGGACGCAGAGAGACAGAGCAGCUGAAAGUUGGAGGAGAAGAUGCAGCAAAGUUUGGAUAGUUUCUCUUACAUAUUAAACUUGGGGGAAUAUACCACAGGAGGGAAAUAAAAGGGCUGCAGAAACCACGGGCGAGCUACUUCUUUAAGCUGCUGAAGAAUGUGGUUCACUGACUAGGGGCUGAGGAUCACAGACACCACCAUGACCAGAAACACCUCGACCACACCUGCCACAUCCACCCUCCAGACUCUGAACAGCUCUCUCCUCCCCGGUGUUUUGAAUUCAACACCGACCCAACAAACUUGUGUGGAUUACGAUGCUCUUCAAAGCCUGUUGGCGGUGCUCUACUCUAUAAUCUUCAUCCUGGGACUCGUCGGGAACCUGGUGGCUCUGUGGGUUUUCUUCUGCGUUCAAGCGAAGAAAAACUCAGUGCGGGUGUUUCUCAUUAAUGUCGCGUUCGCGGACUUGCUCCUGGUGGUGUGUCUGCCGUUCAGGAUUCUGUACCACAGCCAGGGGAACAUGUGGAACCUGGGCCCCACCUUGUGUAAAGUGGUGGGAACCGUCUUCUACAUGAACAUGUACAUCAGCGUCACGCUGCUGGGGCUGAUCAGCGUGGAUCGAUACCUGAAGAUCCACCGUGGAACAGGGGGGCAGCACAGGCUGAGGUCCACCAGGAGGAGCACUGUUCUCUGUGCGGUGGUCUGGAUCCUGGCCUCGGCUUUGACUCUGACGAUCCUGAUGUCGAAGAAUCACUCCGAGCAAGACAGGUGUUUCCACUACAAGACGCUCCUCAAAGCAAAGUGGAAAGCCUACAUCAACAUCUUCCUCCUGGUCAUCUUCUGGCUCGUCUUCGUCUCCCUCGUCGUGUCUUAUGGAAAAAUCGCCCUCAAGCUCCUGAGAACCUCGCACGAGAAACCGGACCUCCCGAACGCACAGCACUACACUCGCUCAGCCAGGAAGUCCUUCUUCAUCCUCUUCCUCUUCACCGUCUGCUUCGUGCCCUAUCACAUGGUCAGAGUGUUCUACAUCAGAACGCAGAUCACAGACACUUCCUGUUUCUGGAGGGGCGUGGCGGAUAAAGCCAACGAGGUGGCGCUGCUGUUCUCGGCUCUAAACAGCUGCCUGGAUCCCGUCAUGUACUUCCUGUUGUCCUCCUCAGUGAGGAAGGAGGUGCUGCGCUUGGUGAGCAACAUGUUUCGAGUGCGAGAUGUUUCUGGGGUCAGCGGGAGCAGCUCCACGGCUGACUUGGACAAUAAAAGGACAGACAGGAGACAGUCAAACAUCGUCUUUCUCUGCAGCACUUUGAAGAAGAAGGAGGUGAUCGGCCCAGCAGGGAUGUAAAAACACUCUGAGAUGAUGAACCUCCAUCAUCGUGUAGACGCCAAAUACGCUUCCAAGGAACGGGACAGCACCAAGGAGGGCGAGACUCACCUUUACCCCUAAUGUGCCUCAGUGUCAAAACUGAAACAGCUGACUCUCACUGAAGUUAGAGCCCAAACACUGAUUAUAGUGACAGACAUGGGCCUGUCACAGUUAUAUCCUCAUGUGUUUUCAUAUGCAGUUCAUGAUAUGUGUUUUAAAGGAACAUGCAGAAACAAUGCUCGAGGAAGGAUGGGGGAGAAAUGGUGUCCUCACAUGGUCUGUUCUGAAGGGUCUGGAAUAGAUUUGGUUUGAAAUGUAUAUUAAUUUAAAAUCCUUUAAUAAAGUGUGGUUAUGAUGUUUCAGCAA
This is a messenger RNA of Notolabrus celidotus (New Zealand spotty), 2267 nucleotides long. RefSeq names its product probable G-protein coupled receptor 34. Gene Ontology annotation, cellular component: membrane. Gene Ontology annotation, molecular function: G protein-coupled purinergic nucleotide receptor activity. The record is from RefSeq and is a predicted model, not a curated record. Gene Ontology annotation, biological process: G protein-coupled receptor signaling pathway. Lineage: Eukaryota; Metazoa; Chordata; Actinopteri; Labriformes; Labridae. The coding region runs from base 741 to 1880 and encodes 379 amino acids. The transcript has 3 exons.